ACGACGAGCGCGGGGCACAGCGCGGAGCAGAUCGCCAGCAUGGAGCCGGUGCGGGAGCGGGUGAUCAGGGUGACGUUCAACGCGGACGUGCACUCCAGCCUGCAGUGGAACUUCAGGCCCCAGCAGAGCGAGAUCUACGUGGUACCAGGAGAGACUGCGCUGGCAUUUUAUAAAGCGAAAAAUCCGACUGACAAACCAAUAAUUGGAAUCUCUACCUACAAUGUAAUACCCUUUGAAGCAGGACAGUAUUUCAAUAAAAUACAAUGUUUUUGUUUUGAAGAGCAGCGGCUGAAUCCUCAAGAGGAAGUGGACAUGCCUGUCUUUUUCUACAUUGAUCCAGAAUUUGUAGAUGACCCAAAAAUGGCCAAAGUUGAUUUGAUCACCCUCUCUUACACCUUUUUUGAGGCAAAGGAAGGACAGACGCUACCACUUCCUGGAUAUCAGUAAAGGCCAAUCUCUGCACAGUUUGACUCUGCUACCUGACUAUCAGUUUUGAAACCAUUUUUCGACAGAAAAAAAAAAACUGUAGGAGUACUCUGCAAUAUGAAAUUAUAUUAUUAAACCACCAUAGGCA
Molecule: messenger RNA, 574 nt
Organism: Pterocles gutturalis (yellow-throated sandgrouse)
Lineage: Eukaryota; Metazoa; Chordata; Aves; Pterocliformes; Pteroclidae
Product: cytochrome c oxidase assembly protein COX11, mitochondrial
Exons: 3
Cellular component (GO): mitochondrial inner membrane
Molecular function (GO): copper ion binding
Source: RefSeq, a predicted model, not a curated record